Molecule: messenger RNA, 2334 nt
Organism: Medioppia subpectinata
Lineage: Eukaryota; Metazoa; Arthropoda; Arachnida; Sarcoptiformes; Oppiidae
Source: the annotation of a GenBank genome assembly
AUGACAAUGAAUGAAACAAACGGCACAUCCGUUGAGGAGACGAUCCGUAAAAGUCGUCAAAUGAUUGACUCAUUAAAUGGUUUGAGUUUCGCGGACAACAAGUCGGCCGAAGAGGAGUUUGACGACCACUUCCUCUCACCCGAAGUCAAUGUAUUUGUAAUUCUUGUCCACAGUUUCGGCGAAACCAAAGAAAACAGUUUUAAACGAAACAAAUUGUUGUCUUUAAUGACACGUUAUGUCUAUUGUGACCAAACUUUGCGGACACUCCUCACGAGCACGUGUCGCAUGUCUUCGCACGAGUGGCUCGUGAUUGGGCCCAAAGUGGAGACCAUUUUAGUGACGAUACCGGAGAUCGUGUCCAACCAUAUGAAGACCAAUGUUUGCCACAAAUUUGACCGAAACUUGUAUUUCAAACGAAUUGUUCAAACAAUUUGGUUGUGUUUUGAAGACGUGUUUGAAAUGAUUGCCAAAUCUAUUGACUCUUCGGUGCAGUUGUUGUCAUCACUUUUGGGACGAAUCUCUUUAAUCGGUUUCUCAAACCUCGUGUUCAAUGAAGUGGUGAUCAAAAUGAUAGCCAAAUGCGAGAAAGACUUCAUUUGGCGGCGAAUCGCUUAUAAAGCGUUUGUUUCGCAACAAAAGCCACAAUAUAUUGAAUUUAAAAGCGAUCAGAUUUUGAUUAAUAUCUUCGGCUAUCUUUCCAACAAUUGUCUGCAUUUAUUCUUCGAGUCCUUUGAAAACGUGUUGAAUUCAUGGAGUAAUUCGAGUGCUAUUAAGUAUAGGAGUUAUUCACAGCACUUAUACCUCUCCAGAGCUCUUAUGAUUGGCUCGCGGUUUAUGAAAGACACGGAUUUCAGUGAAGUGGUCGACAAGUUUAGGAGACUUACGAUGAAUGGCAUUGAACUUCAUCUGAAGAACAGUCAAACAGACUUUAGAAAUAUUGGUCUCACUGUUGGCCAAUCAUUGAUGUCUUUGUUUUACACCGAAAACAAUGAAAUCCAUUUUGAAAUUGAAGAAAACGACGAAAUCAAACAUUUAAACGAUUUGUUUCUAAACAAUUGCAACGAAAAAGAUUUGGCAAAUAUUGGACACAAACUCUCGACACUGAAGACAAGUGACGACAGCGAAGAGAUUGUGCCUAAAGUGUCGGUCGAGAGAGAAGAUAAAAACCUGGACAGCGAUGACGACGACGACAGUGAUCUCAUUCCGUACGACAUGUCAACUGAGAGCCUGAGUUCGGUCGCCAAACGUCCCGUUUAUUUACGGGAUUGUAUGGAAGGACUGAUAGAUCACGAAAAGGUCGAGUGGUUUACCGCUUGCCUUCAAAAUGCCGAACAAAUCAUUAGAAAUAAUAGCGAUUCUGUGGACGGAAUAUGUGUUGAAUUCACACUAUUAUUGUUCCGAUUGGACGACACGUGUGCUGUCGACGACUUCAUUGGUCUUCGACUGCGAGCGAUGAUAGCAUUGUGUGUUUGUUCACCGAAACCGGUGUCUAAUUUUCUAUGCGAACAGUUUUAUGCAUCAAAUUAUACGAUACGACAAAGACUUGAUGUGUUGGAAGUAUUAUUGGCUUCAAGUACUGAACUCUCGUCUAAUGUUAAGCCAAAUGUAGACAAAAUGAAUCCAAAAGCGAACCUUUUGGCCACUCAUGAGGAGAAGAUUGCGGACAAUCAUUGGACACAAAUCGUGAAGAAUCGGAUCGAAUCAAAGACUCGAGUUUUGGCGCAUAAGACCAAAACACUGGACGAGAAGGCAUUUGUCAAUCGUUUCAUUCCAUUCGCCGGACAUUUCUUUUUCCCGUUAAUGAAGAAUAUAUUCGGAAACGAAAUCAAAGUUCAUUUUCAAGAGGAUGACGACUAUGUGUUGGGAAGACUUCUCUAUACAUUGGGUCUAAUCCUUAAGAACGCGUCGUUUGCGCCCAUCUCUAAGCAAAUGGGAAAAGAGCUCUUGGAAUUCAUUAUAGCCUUUCGAUACCACUCUUCAGUGUAUGUGAGGGAAGCGGUUAUAUUUGCGUUUUGUAUGGUUUUGAUGAGUGUUCCGCCUAUUUAUCUCAUUAACGAGAUGUCUCUACAAAUGGUUGAAUUGCAGCUUUGGCUCAAUGACGUAACGCAAAGGGAAGCCAACAGUCAAUGCGUGCAAAAGGCUUUGACUGCACUUAAACUCCUCAAAGAAGUGGUUAACGAAAUGCCUUUCAAUUCAUUAUUUGAGAUGACUAUUGGAUUCAAAUACCGAUCAGUGCAUUCAAUGUGGACGCGAAGAGUUGCCGACCGACACACUGCGGGUGACGGCAGUCCUCCGGAACUGAUCCAUUUGUGCCGCCAGAUUAGGUGGAGGUGA